AAUCAAUCAUCCCCCACGACCCUCUCGAUAAAAAAAAUUUAUCACCAGGCAGGGGAAAAUGGUGGCCACCUCCCCUUCGUCGGCGCCGCCCGCCACCGCCGGCGACUGCCCCCACCCGACCUACACCGAGAUGAUUACGCAGGCGCUCACCGAGCUGGGAGGCACCUCCGGCCGCAUCGCCAUCGCCGCCUUCAUCCUCAGCCGCUUCACGGGCCUCCCCGCCACCCACGACAAGCUCCUCAAAGCCAGCCUCCGCCGCCUCGUCUCCGAAGGCGUCGUCCGCGGCUACGGGUCAAAAUCGAGAUCUUGCUACGUCUUCCCCGCCUCCGACACGCGCGGUCGUGGCCGGCCCUCCAAGCCCAACAAUAAGGAUUUGUCGGAUCUCGAUUUGGAGGAUGACACAACCGCAACUCCCCUCCCCAAGAAUCUCAAUUUACAUGAACCAGUGAGAUGAUUUUGCCGGCCCGGCAACGACGCAACUCCGGCUCCGGCUCCGGCUCCCAGCCCCAGCAGAACUAUUCCGAUCCCGGUUUGGAUGGAUUCCAGAGUAACGGCAGCAGUGGCGAGGAUGACGUUGAUGAUGAUGAAUACACUCCACACAAGCGAGGCACUGGGAGACCAAGGAAGAUACUGAGAGGGCGUGGGAGGCCGAGAAAGGACGCGCAACAAUCACAAUCACAAGCAAAGCAUCCUCCAACUCCAACUGCAACUGCGUCGUCAACCGGUGGCAUGCAACAAUCAGAAGCAGAAGCAGCAGCAGCAGAGCCUCGUAAGGUUACCCUAUCUGCGAAUGGAGAUGCUGCCUCCCCAUCGACCAAGAGUGGCCGUGGGAGGCCAAGGAAGAUACGGGGAGGGCGUGGGAGGCCGAGAAAGGACCAGCAGCAAUCACAAGCAAAGCAUUCUCCAACUCCAGCUGCGUCAACUGGUAAAGCAGCAGCAGCAGCAGCAGCAGAGCAUCCUCCAACUCCAUUGUCAACUGAUGGUAUCAAGAGAGGGCGUGGGAGGCCGAGAAAGGAGGCCGACAAAGGAGGAUCAACAAAGGACGAUCCUCCUGCUCCUGCUGCAUCGGCAGGAGUCAAGAGAUCGCGUGGGAGGCCAAGAGUGUACAGACCAAUGCCCGUCAAAACUGGAGAUGAACUUGAGAAUCCAGUAUCAGUUGAUGUCGCACUUGAGAAUCCAAGAAUGCACAGGCCAUCAGCAGCUGGUGUUGUGUCCAUGGUCAUGAAGAGAGGAAUACCUGCUAAGGCUCGAGAUGCAAGGCCUGCUGAAGCUGGAGAUGCAAUACCUGCUAAAGCUAGAUAUGCAAGGCCUGCUGAAGCUGGAGAUGCAACGCCUGCUGAAGAAACUGGAGGUGCUGCGUCGACGGGAAUCAAGAGACCACGUGGGAGGCCAAGAAAGGAGAAGCCAGCAGCAGCAAUGUCUGCUCAAGCUGGGGAUGCUGUGUCGGCCGGGAUCAAGAGAGCGCGUGGGAGGCCAAGAAAAAAAUGACAAGCCUGAUUCUGCCUACACACAUCAGAAACUAGUGGUUGGGGUGCCUGGUUCGAAACCCUCAUGAAUAAAAAUUAAUGCUAGGAAAGAUGGGCAAAUGCCUUUCAAAAGGUCGCCUCUCUAUGCUUGAAAAUAAGUUGACGUGCCAACAAACAAGAAAAGGAUUUACCUUCAACACCAGAAUGCUGGAGGAACAGGUUUGAA
This is a messenger RNA of Triticum dicoccoides, 1692 nucleotides long. RefSeq lists its product as uncharacterized. Gene Ontology annotation, biological process: chromosome condensation; nucleosome assembly; negative regulation of DNA recombination. The transcript has 2 exons. The record is from RefSeq and is a predicted model, not a curated record. Gene Ontology annotation, cellular component: nucleolus; nucleus; nucleosome. NCBI's taxonomy places the organism in Eukaryota, Viridiplantae, Streptophyta, Magnoliopsida, Poales, Poaceae. Gene Ontology annotation, molecular function: nucleosomal DNA binding; double-stranded DNA binding. Bases 59 to 454 code for a protein of 131 amino acids.